GUAUUCUUAUUGAAUCCUUGCCAUUAUUUGUUUACACUAAAGCUAAAUUUAUAUUUUCGAAAAAUGGAGAUGACUAACUGUCUUUGGUCAUAAGAUAAAUGAUAACAAAACUUACCAUAUGCACUUCCUUAUAAUAUGGAUACACGCAAAAUACUGGUUCGGAAAGAUCGGUUCAUGACUGAGGGCUCCGUAUUGUAUCGUCUUCUUAGGGAAGAUGAAAAUCCAUUAGCCGAAGGGAUAAAAGCAAAACUGCCUCUUGAUGAAAGUCUUCCGUUGUCACAUGUUCGAAACGGAUCAAGAAAAAAUUCCCAAUGGAUAUCAACAACUGCAUCUAUAGAGGCUGUUGAAAAAUUUGUACGAUUAAGAAGGAAGAAACGCGGGAGUCGAUCAGUGUGCAGAGUUGUCAAGAUAAAUAGGAAAAAACUUGAAAAUUAUGCAAAAGAAUGUGAACUGAAUGUAGAACAGGAUUUACCACUACAUCAAGAGACAUUUUGCGGCAAUGGAUUCUGGGAAAAUGUCGUUCCUUUUGAGAAGAAAACUGGAAAAAUAUUAGAUUUGACUAAAAUGGAGGUCUUAGAUACGUAUCUUCCGAAACAACCAAAUGUUCAAAAAUUUAACGAAAGAGCAAGAAGUUUGCGACAAAAUAUCAUGAGGUUCUUGUUGAACGCUUCAUUCCAGCUAACUGCUUUUAUGUUCGUUGUAAAUAUACCUAUCCGUUUGAAUAUAAAUGAAGUUGUUGUUGGGUUUUACGUCACUCCGACACAAUAA
Mercenaria mercenaria is the source of this 768-nucleotide messenger RNA. RefSeq lists its product as uncharacterized. The transcript has 3 exons. The coding region runs from base 136 to 768 and encodes 210 amino acids. Lineage: Eukaryota; Metazoa; Mollusca; Bivalvia; Venerida; Veneridae. The record is from RefSeq and is a predicted model, not a curated record.